This is a messenger RNA of Aureobasidium vineae, 1023 nucleotides long. The record is from the annotation of a GenBank genome assembly. NCBI's taxonomy places the organism in Eukaryota, Fungi, Ascomycota, Dothideomycetes, Dothideales, Saccotheciaceae.
AUGGGAUCGAGCGCCAAAAAGAAGAGAGAAAAGAAGCAAGACUUCCAAAAGACCAAGCUCAAAGUCGGCAAGACCAAGGCAAAGGCGGCCAACUUUACCGACACGAGCUUCAAGGCGAAGUCGAUUGUCCUCAACCAGCAGUCGCUCUCGUCCUCGGCGCCUUCCCUCGACCAGCAGUUCACCCACCAGCUGUCGCUCGCCAGCUCAAAGACCGACUCGCAGCGCCGCGAUGCCAUCAACUACCUGACCAACACCAUCACCGAGCGCCCGGACGACCUGCCCUUGCCCGUCGCGACCAUCCUGCCCAAGAUCCAGCCUCUGAUUCUGGAUGCCUCAAACUCGGUCCGCGCCGCCCUCACAAAACUGUUGCGUGCUCUACCGCCCGCCCAUGUCGCCACACACGUCGACCACAUGCUGCUGUACGUGCGCGCCGGCAUGACGCACCUGGCCGCCGAGAUCCGCAACUCCUCCCUCGAUGUGCUCGAAUGGCUCCUGCAGACCGCCGGCCAAGAACUCGUCAGCUGUGCCGGCGGCUGGCUCAAGACACUCCAAUGCUUCCUGACCCUCCUCGGCUGGCACUCGACGACACAACCCGGCAACUGGUCCUCCGAACGCGCCGUCUCGUUCGGCAAGCCCGGUUCCGCUGCCUCGAAACUGCUCAUCAAGCAGCUAAACAUCCUGACCAUGUUUUUACGUGCUGGCUUCACAGAUGCAGCUGGCUCUGAACAAGCGCUCGCGAACGCCUCCUGCUUUCCUCUUUGCAGCACCGAGCAUCAAGUUUUGUACGCUCGCUCGAACCCAUUCCGCGGUCUCAAUCUCUUUGGCGCACCCAAGGAUGCCGAAAAUGCCAUGUACGACGACGCCGAGGCCAGGAAAAGAGCCUUUGAUGACGCCGCUGUACGUGCCGUCGCCAGGGGUAUUCAAGCGGCCAAGAAGGAAGGUGGUGAAAUUGGAAGAGCGGCUUCAGGCUUGGAGAAGGCUCUGGUCGAUGGUAUGGGCGAGUUUCACAGAGACGCAGAGUAG